AUGGAUAUAGGCCCUAUAUCUACCGCUCGAAAUGUAAGGGUAAGGUCGUUGAGGCGAGUAUUAGCAAGUAUGGUGAUUCACCCAAGCCACGAUGGCCUUAUGAAAACUGUUGCGAGAGAUCUCGACGAGCCGUGGUAUGCUUGGACGAGUCCAUGUGCUAGGGUUAUCGGUCUCAAAAGCCGAAAUGGUUUGGGUUAUGUAAGGCGGGACAAGGAAGUUCCGAGCGCCAAUCCGGAGGCUCGGGAGGAUAAGGCGACUCCGGUUAUUUGA
Molecule: messenger RNA, 270 nt
Organism: Dovyalis caffra
Lineage: Eukaryota; Viridiplantae; Streptophyta; Magnoliopsida; Malpighiales; Salicaceae
Source: the annotation of a GenBank genome assembly